This is a messenger RNA of Xylaria bambusicola, 1923 nucleotides long. RefSeq lists its product as uncharacterized. Lineage: Eukaryota; Fungi; Ascomycota; Sordariomycetes; Xylariales; Xylariaceae. Bases 150 to 1451 code for a protein of 433 amino acids. The transcript has 8 exons. The record is from RefSeq and is a predicted model, not a curated record.
GAACCGCAUUGUGUAGGGCAUUAGCUACACACCUCCAACAACUAACCCAACCCGAUACGCCUCGCCGAACUAAUUCGCUGUUUUUCUUGCGUGUCCUCCUGUAUAUAUUGUCGCUAGUUGGGCGGCUGGCAGUGCGGCCAAAGUUCGUCAUGGGGGUUCUUCAGGUCUUAUGUGUCUUUGCUGCCCUUUUCGGGUCCUGUUUCGCUCAGAUCCAGCUUAUACCCACACUUCCAAGCUGUGCAGCCGAAUGCUUCGAAGCAACGUUUCCUAGCUCCUCGUGUAGCUCCUCGGAUCUUGCAUGUCUCUGUGGAGAUGUUGCCUUCUUGGGUGCCGUUCAGAAAUGCGAGGCUCUAAGCUGUACCAUAAAGGAGACAUUGACAUCUACAAAUGCCACCUUGUCAGCUUGUGGUGUUCCCAGAGGCGAUGUAUCCACUACAGUUCUUGCAAUUCCAGCCUCAUUUGGAUCGCUGGCGAUCCUCUUGUUCUUGCUUCGCAUGUUCGACCGAGUCUAUCUUAUGAAACUUUCUCCGGGUUGGGAUGACUACUUGCUCACGGCUGGAGUGGUACUCGGAGCGGUACUGAACUUCGUCUGUUAUCCUAUGGUCCAUCACGGAAUGGGAGAGGACUUCUGGAGCAUCCCUUUCCCGGACAUCAACAUUACUUUAGAGCUACUUUAUGUGGCCGAGAUUUUCUACUUCCCAUCCGAAAUGUUCACUCAGCUCUCUAUUCUCGCUUUCUACCGUCGGAUUUUCGCGAAUACAUCCACGCUACUACAAAGGGGGUCUAUCUUCUUGAUGGUGUUUGUAGUGUUAUUCGGUGUUGCCAAUACACUAGUCAUUAUCUUCCAAUGUACACCAAUCGACUUUUUCUGGACUGGCUGGACGGGAGAAACUACUGGAACAUGUAUUGACAUCAACCUGUUUUCCUGGGCCCGGGCAGCCAUUGAAAUUGCUGUUGAUAUAGCUAUCAUAUCCCUACCUCUACACGAUAUCAUAAAAACGCAACUGAGCUGGAAGAUGAAGAUCCAGGUCUUUAUCAUGUUCGCUCUAGGAUUUGUCGUGACUAUUGUGAGCAUCUUGAGAUUACAGUCUCUUAUUCAGUUUGCCCAGACCAUGAACCCAACCUAUGAUAAUGCACCCGGCGUAUACUGGAGCGUCCUAGAAUGUGAUAUCUUCAUCAUCAGCGCUUGCCUGCCGAGCAUACGCUCAAUCACGUUGAAAAUGUUUCCACGCUUCUUUGGCACGAAGAGAGGUACCAACAUCUCAGGAAAAUAUUAUCGCCAUAACGAUCGCGACUCAAACAACACAUCAUCCUCGCACCAUCUAAAGUCUCUUUCCAAGCAGGGAAAGAUUCUGAAAAGUGUUGAUCUACAUAUAUCCCAUGAAAUGAGAGAGACCGCUGAUGACAAGGAAUUGCUGGACAUCCCGCCAGGCCAUGUGUAUGGAGUGUAGAACAAGAAUUGGAGAUAUUAUGCUGGAUUAAUCUAUAAUUUAUCACACAGGCCGGUUCUGCGAGAGCUCCUACCGUAGGGGCAUUGCAUGAUAUUUGUUUUCGCAUGGAAUAUUUUGAAGCCAUGGUGCUCGGGCUAAGGCUAUAGCUAUACUACCAUACACUGAGUAAUGACAUUCCGGCAAAUCCAUAGGUUUCUUAAACCUUGCUACUCCCCAUCUAACUUAGGAUUGCUGAGAACUACUAAAGUGUGCAUAUGAAGAGGCUGGCGUGAGAUAAGAGCUACGCAUUAGGGUACUACCUAAGGUCAAACUUAUAUGUAGUCAAGACGGCUUCUUUUCAGCAAAAGCCUACCCAUCCUAUACAUGCUGCUCGCGAUACACUCUCCUGUUCCCCUCCUUCUACUCACAGCUGGCAUCCUCCUUUAAAUGAAACUUUCUCUACACAUCAAACACAUACCAAGUCCUCGGUACU